Molecule: messenger RNA, 5438 nt
Organism: Schistosoma rodhaini
Lineage: Eukaryota; Metazoa; Platyhelminthes; Trematoda; Strigeidida; Schistosomatidae
Source: the annotation of a GenBank genome assembly
AAACACGAUUUUAAUAUUUCUGUUAACCUGUAACUUUGUCUGUAUAUACACGUAUACAAUUAUUUAGACCACAGAUGUAAAAAUCACAUCCACACAAUUGUACUGUAUAAAUGUGCAAAUUUGUUUAUCUAGUAACGUGCACGUAUGCACUUGUGUCGUCCCAAUAUAUUGAUUGGACCAAAAAAAUAUAGAAAAUAUGGAAAUGUUCUAAUAUCAUUCAUAAGUAUAAAAUAUUCUGGAAGUUUUCUUUUUUGAAAGAUCCUUAUGAGUUUAACUUGUAAUAUUCGUAAUUUAGCUGGUCAAGUUAAGCAUAAAUUAAUUGGUGAACGUAGGAGAUCAUCAAGUUCACAUGAGUCAGAUAAUUCUGGGGAAAUAAGUGGUAAACAUGGAAGACGGACCACUGUUCAAAAACCUCAACAAUAUACCAUUCAAUUUGAGCAAAACGAUGGACAACUACAUCGAACAACAACGACAAAAACCGAAGUAUCAUCACAAAAACACAAGAAACAUCAACAGAGCAAUUCACUGCAUGACAGUAAUGAUAAUAACAAUUCCCUACUAUGUGAUCUAAACAGAUCAAUACCACUUGAAACAAAUAAUACAACUGAUAAACGAUUACAAAAACAGCAAUGUCAGUUGGUAAAAUCGAUUUGUUAUUGUCAAGUUAACUCUACAUGUCUAAAUCAAACAAACUGCACAAUGUCAAAUAAUAAUAAUAAUAAUAAUAACAUGCAAUCUACAUCUCCUUCAUCGUGUAUACAUAAUACACAAAAAUUACAAAAUAUACCUACUCAUAAAAUAUGUAAGCAAAUUACUCCUACGUCUAGUUCAUCACCUAUUUUACAAGACCGUUCACAAGAUUAUUCCGAAAGUCAAACAGAUAAUAAUGUCAUAUCAGAAACAACAAUACAACAUCAUUGUUGCAAUCAAACUCCUAAAUAUUAUCAACAACAUCAUUCUAAACAACGUGUAUAUGUUUCAAAUAGUGAACAUUCAAGUAAUGAAUCGCAACAGAACAUUAAGGCCUCACCUACAUCUUCUCAUGUUAAUAGCAAAAUGUACAAUCGGUAUAAAGGAAAUACUGGCAAGGAAAGUAAAAACAAUCACACCACUUCUAAUACUACUACCGUUACUACUGUGGCAUCUACUUCUAAAAUUACUAAUAACAGUCAUAAAAUGUUUGGCUAUCAUCAAAGUUCUGAUAUAAAUUUACAUCAAACAACAGAUUAUCCUUUAUUGAAUGAAUGUCAACAACAACAUGGAUCUACAUAUUUCAUUCCAGUUGUACCAGAUCUAUCUAUUCCACAAGAUGAAGCACGUUCAGGUAGUUUGGGCAGUGCAUAUCCUUCUCAUUGUAUACCUUAUCAUUUCGGACAUAGUAAGUAUGCUUUACUUCAAGGAAACAAUCAUCAACAUCAUCUACUUAACCAUCAUUCUCAUAGACAUAAUCAUCCUAACAUUAAUGUUACUGAGAAUCAUAAUAAUAAUAUGAAAUCAAUGCAUAACAAUAAAUACAAUAAUCCAAGAUUAACAAUGAGUUAUUCUGAAUUAUUAAAUUCAUUAAUCCCACAUCAUUGUCAGAAUCAAUUCAAAAUGUGUGGAGUUUGUGAUGUCAAUAACAUCAGUAAUAGUACUGGUACUAAUGAUGUUAACAUUGGAAAAUCUGAUCAUUUAACCAAAUCUCAAACUAUAGAUCCAAGUACUUCCAAUAAUCUAUGUAAUAGAACAAUAAAUAUCAGUCAACAAUUCAAUACCGAUAACAGUCAUAAUAAUAAUAAUAAUAAUAAUGAGAAUACUCGUACUGAUGAUACUUCAUGUAAUCCACAAGUAUUAUUAAAUAAUUCUAAAAUUAAUGAUACUGAUAAUAUAAGUCAAUCUAAUUCUUAUCCAAUACAAUCAAUAACAAAAAAUAAUUCAAUAUUAUUAUCAAAAGAACAAACUAUAAAUCAAAUAGAAUUGAAUCCACCUAUUUUACCUACACGUACAAGUUCAUUAAUUAUGAAUAAUAAAAAGUAUCAUUCUAACAAACAGAAUGAUACAUUACCAUCUAUGUUAACAUCUAAUCCUUCAUCAUUAUCUAAUCUUAAUAAUAAUAAUAAUAAUGGUAAUCAUAUUAUGCAACAAAGUAUGAUUGAUUAUAAUAGUAAUAACAAUAUUAAUAAUAAUAAUAAUGAUAAUAAUAAUCUACAUUAUUCUAUGAAUAAUUUAAAUCAUUUACAACAUUUAAAUUUACCGCAAAUUAAUUGUUUAUCUAAAUAUAAUAAAAUUUCAUUAAAACAUCCAAUUAUAAAUGAUAGAAAUUAUGAAAAUACAUCAGAAUUAAUAAAAAUGAUAGAAUCUGUGAAUACAAUAUCUAAUAAUGAAUUAAUGAUGAAAUCCUAUUCACAACAAUCAUCAACGUUAUCUAAUCAUGAAUUUUUAUCAGUAUUAUCAACGACGACGACGACGACAACAACAACAACAUCAUCCUCACCAUCUUCAUCAACAUGUUCUUCUUCUUUAUUACCUGAUUGUAAUCAUAAUGAUAUCAUAAAUUUAAAUCAAUCCAUUGAAAAAUCAUCAACCAUUACAUUAACUAAUUCUUCGAAUGAUAAAAAACAAUUAAAUUCAUUAAAUCAAUUACAAAUUAAUUGUAAUCAAUCAUUUUUAUCUGAUUAUAUACCGACAAGUCCAUCAUGUGGUGCAUUAGAACAAUUUAUGCCAACCAAUCAUGCUUCAAGAUUACUUGGUCGUAUGUCGGAUAAAUUACGUGAUGGUCGAUUAGCUGAUGUCAUUUUAAUUGCUGGUACAAAAUCAAUAUUAUCAACUAAUACAAAAUGUUCAACUAUGACCAGUGAUUCAGUUCAUCCGUUAAAUAAUAAUCAUGGUAAAUCAGAUUUGAAUAAUUCAUCUAAUGAAUUAAUUAUUCGAAUACCUGCACAUCGUGUUAUAUUAGCAGCAGCUAGUGAUUAUUUUGCUGCAAUGUUUGGUAAUGAAUUAAAAGAAGCUACUGAACAAGAAAUAUGGAUUCAUGAUGUUGAACCUAAUGCAUUGAAAACACUGAUCAAUUAUAUUUAUACAGGUUAUCUAGAUUUACGUGAAGAAAAUGUUGGUGAUUUGUUAGCGGCGGCUUGUUUUCUACAAAUUACUGAAGCAUCACAGACAUGUGAACGAUUUUUAACUAAACGUUUAGAUGCAACAAAUUGUUUAAGUAUGUCACGUUUAAGUGAACAAUAUGGAUGUGAAUUAUUAAGAAAACGUUCUACAAAAUUUAUUUUAGAACACUUUUCAGAUGUUGCUCAACAACCAGAUUUUCUGAAUUUGAAUUUUAAAGAACUUGUCACUUUGGUCUCUUCUGAUCGUUUAAAAGUAUCUAAUGAGGCUACAGUAUUUGCCGCUUGUUUACGAUGGAUCAGAAAUGCUAAACAGCAAGAAUGUAAAACAGAAAUUUAUAGGAAUGAACCAUUAUUGGCUAACUUACUAAAAUGUGUACGAUUAACCCAAGUACCUCCACGGCUUUUGAUUGAUGUUUUAGAAAAAGAAACACUAUUCCAAGAAGAUUUCUCAGCGAUACGUUUAGUUAUAUCUGCACUACGUGCACAUUUCAAUUCUGAAUCAUUUUAUUCACAAAUUCAUAAAACUCAAACAAGAACUAAUUUAGACUGGUGUCUUAAAACUAAUACAUCAAUAAACAAUGCAAAUGAUAUCAAUAAUAUGAAUAAUAAUAAUUUAUUAGAUACAAGAACAUCAUCCAUAUCAUCACAUUCAUCAUUAUCCUCAUCAUCAACCACUAAUGAUACACAACAUAAGUUGGAAGAAACUAUCAAUAUGACUAGUAAUGGUAUUAAUAGUAGUCGAACUCACAAUUAUAAUCGUUAUCAUCAUCAUCAUACAGACCAACCAUAUCAAUCUCCACAGUUUAGUAUUAGAAUGCCUGAUAAUCAAGUUCUAAACUGUCAUGAAAAUUUUAGUCAGAUAACGAAACCAAGAUUAUCAACAAUUGGACGUCUAUGGGCUUUAGGAGGAAAAACCAUGACAACAACACGUGCAUUACAAGAAAUACUUGAAUAUGAUCCAUAUUGGAAUACUUGGCGUACAAUUGGUCAAUUACCAGGUCAAAGACAACAAUGUGGUUGUACUGUUCUAAUAGAUGGACGAUUAUUAGUUGUCGGAGGUCGUGAUGAAUUGAAAACCUUGAGCACUGUUGAAUGUAUUAAUGUCGAAGAAAUAUCUCAAUCGAAUGAAUGUACAACAGAUUGUGGGAGGAAAGUUAAUAAUAAAUUAUCAUCGGAAACUUUGUCAAGACCUAGAGCAAUAAGAAAUCGUUCAAGACAAAAUAGUACAGAUCGCAAUGAAACUGAUUUUAAUAAUACUAAUCAACUAGAAUUAUGUAUUGAAUCGGCUAGUACUACUCUUAAUUCGACAGGAAUAGUAACGUACAGAUCAGAACAACAAGGACAAUCUAAUUCACAAAACUGUACAUCAUCGAUUAAUAAAGAAGUACAAAAUAAAGAAGAACAAGGUAGUUGGAAAAUUGUUUCAGCAAUGGCAACACAUCGGCAUGGUCUAGGAGUAGCCGUUUUGGAAGGUGUUGUCUAUGCAGUUGGCGGACAUGAUGGAUGGUCUUAUUUAAAUACUGUAGAACGAUGGAAUGGUAAAGCUAAAGCCUGGUCACCUGUUACUCCAAUGGCUGUUCAACGUAGCACAGUUGGCGUUGCUGUUUUAGAAGGACUGUUGUAUGCUGUUGGUGGUCGGGAUGGAAGUGCUUGUUUACGAACAGUGGAGAGAUUUAAUCCUCAUACACAACAUUGGUGUUUUAUUGCCCCCAUGUUACAUCGUCGUGGUGGAGUUGGAGUAGGCGCUAUUGGUGGACGUUUGUAUGCAGUUGGUGGUCAUAAUGCUCCACCAAAUCAGCCUCAUGCAUUAAGAACAGCUAGUGUUGAAAUGUAUGAACCACGCACUGAUAUGUGGACGGAAGUGUGUGCUUUGUCAUCUCCUAGAGAUUCUAUUGCCGUGGCUCCGCUCGGUUAUAAACUAUAUGCUUUAGGAGGACAUGAUGGGCAAGCUUAUACUGAUCGUGUAGAAGUAUAUGAUCCAGAAGAAAAUAAAUGGACUGAAGCAGCUCCAUUACCAAGUGGAAGAGCAGGAAUCGCUGUAGCAGCUAGCGGACCAGGUGUCACUGAUGCUAAUUUCAGUAUAAAAUUAUCCUAUCAUAAAGUAGAUCCACUUAUUUAAUUGAAUGUGAUCACAUCACACGAAACCAAAGAACACAGCUUGGUUGAAAAAAACAUUUUUUUAGUGCAUUAUUUAAAAUGUCUGUAUAUUGUAAUCAUUCGUUUUCAUUUAAUUUAAUUUAACAUAAUAUCGUUAUUGAAUGUAUUUUAAAUUGCUACGAGGACCGUCUUAUCAACUUCCGAAAAAAUGCCUAUAACAUUCUGGAAUAAACAUAUUAUGAAGUA